This is a messenger RNA of Saccostrea cuccullata (small rock oyster), 5062 nucleotides long. RefSeq lists its product as uncharacterized. Lineage: Eukaryota; Metazoa; Mollusca; Bivalvia; Ostreida; Ostreidae. The record is from RefSeq and is a predicted model, not a curated record. Bases 118 to 4389 code for a protein of 1423 amino acids. The transcript is spliced from 19 exons.
UUUUAACAGGAUGUAUGUGUCCGUUAAGAACAUAAGUGUAUGUAACACACAGUGCAUGUUGUAAGAGUAAGUGAGAUCCCGUGACAAAAUGAGUAUAAAAGGUGCAAACGCGUUAACAUGAAGACGAGCCUGGCUCCUAUUCUUAUUCUGCUCUUAAAUUUCAAGGAGACGCAUGCUCAAUAUCGAUUUCCUGUGUUCAGUGUGGAUUCCUGUCCAUCAACUCUCGACUCUCGUAAUUCUGCAGCAGAAAGACUGAAUUGCUCAUUAUAUGAAAAUAAAAAUCCUUCUUAUUUCUGUGUUCCAAAUCAAGAUAAAACAGCUCUACUGGAAUUCUGCUAUGGCGAAUUUUUCGGCCUCGUACAGAAUGGACAUUGUUUAUAUCUAUCAACAACAGGAUACCUGAAUCAAGACGAAUGCAAUUUCUUUACAGAGGGCUGUCCUACUUCUUACUAUUUAAGCAGCAAUAUAUAUAAGUAUCCUAGAUGUCAUCAGAUAGACAAAGAAAAUAAGUGUUUUCUUGCCGAUCCGAAGUGCAUAUCGAGCUCUUCUACAAGGACUCAUGCACCUACAUAUGAGUCUUAUGCACCAAAUACAACGACUGUACCAUACAUCAUUUUGAACAGUUCUUCUACCACUAAACCUCCAACAUCAGGCGAUGAUGGUAUUUCAAGUGGAUUAGUUGCAGUAUUUCUGUGUAUCUUUGCUGUCAUAGUUUUCCUGUUAUUGGUUGUCGUGUUUUACAAAAAAAGGCGGGAAAAAAUAAGAAGACGGUUUGAACCAAACUUAGGAACGGAAGAAAUAGGACUUAUUUCACAUGAAACUGAAAAAAAGAGAAGACAUUCACAAGAUGGAAAGACACAUUGGGCUCCUCCUCAUCAUCAUCAUCCUGAUGUGGAAGGUAGUCCUGAUUUGGAAGUGCAAGAGGAGGGCAAUAAUUUACAUAUUCGAGUGAUAACACAUCAUCCCCCAGAUGACGAUACCAUACGGUGGCUAAAAGACGGCGUGAAUAUAGAUUGUGUGUACGACAAUGAGAAAUACUUAUCCAUUUGUCACGGAAAGAAUGUCAGUGAUAGACAUGUAUAUCUGUACGUUUUCAACACAACAAAAGAAGAUUCGGGGAAGUAUACCGCUAUAUGGAAAGAAGAUGGAGAGGAACACAAAAGAGAUAUUGUAUUUACAAAAGACGAAAGUGGAUCAGCUCACAGAAAACACAGAGAUGGCAGAAAGGUUUAUGAAGUUUUAGUGCGACAAUAUGGAAAUAAUCUGAGAAUACGCGUGACUACAACUAAUACACCUGUUGAUGUUAAAUGGUACAAGGACGACAAAGAAAUAGAUGUCUCCAAAGAUGCAGACAAAUAUCUGUCAGAAGUUGAUGCAAAUAAAAACUAUUUAUUUCUCUAUAUUUUCCAAUUAACACUUAGGGAUUCUGGUUCAUAUCAUGCUUCAUGGAGGGCAGAAGAAACUGGAAAUACAAUUGAGAUCCAUAAAACAAAAAUUCAUUUUGAAUCAUUAAAACUAAUUGGACCAAAGAUAAAAGUUGAAAAAGACAAAACGCAAGCAGAGAAAGUUCACAAAAUGGAGAAUAUCAUCUUUCCUAUUUUUCCUGUUAAUAGAAGUUACAAUUUGGUUGUGAUAGAGAAGGAGGAAUCUACAGAUAUCAUCAGUAAUGUUAAUUUAGAACUUUUUGGACAGUUUGAAGAUGAUGAUUUUCGUCGCCUUCUGCAUUUUGGAAUCCUUUUGAGUGAAAGAGGGAACAUUAUAUGGAAUAACGAAGCGCAUAUCAGUCUUUUGGAUGACAUAAGAAAGCUAAUGAAACACAAACAAUUAAUAUCAGUGGAAGAAUAUCAAAGAAUUGCUACUGAAUUAUCUGACCAAAGUUUACAUGUUGAUGAAGAAGGAGUUUCUUUUCUAAAUAUGGAUGUGGAAUUACAAACUGUGUGGGCUCUAAUGCAAAACAACAAUACAUUUGAGACAAUAAUGUGGUUGUUUAAGAGACAGAGUGGACCUAUUGUUCAAAACUAUUUCAGAACGCCAGAUUAUGAAAGACAAAAAAAUGAAAUAUGUGUUGUUUUAUGUGAUAUGCUAUGUGAAAACUUCCGAGAAUCUCUAAUUGAGCAGUACGUCAGACAAUCAGAUACACAGGCUUUGUCCAAAGAGGAGAAAUAUAAACUUUUGGAGAUGAAGAAAGAAGACUAUAAAUUCGAUCAAAAGCAGAGCUCUCUUUUGCAAUGUGCUGUUUACUAUUCAUUCAUGGCGGGAAAGGACACGCCUAAAUGUUUAGCAAAAUACUUUAGAUCUGAGGGAUAUAAAGCGGAGGAAAAUGAGAUGUGUAUUUGCUUGCCUUUGGAAUACAAUGAAAAUCUGAUACGAAAACUGGGCAUAGAUAUCUUGACUCACAAAACAUUUAGUGAUAUUUUAAUCCAUAAAGAUAUCUGCACAUAUCUGCAUAUCCCCGAAGAAGUAAUGAAAUGGCCCGAAGAAGGGAGACAGAGAUAUAUUGUAAACUUCAAAGCUGGAAACAUUGAAAUGCAUCGCGCUAGAGGUAUGAUUGUAGGGUGUGCCGGUUCAGGAAAGACAACUCUGUUGAGACGUCUACAGCGUCAAGACAGAAAGGAUUUUCACAAAGAUACACCAACAACAAUAGGACUUGAAGUUCAUCAGAAUAUAUUUUUGAUUGAAAAUAACACACUUCAGGAUUUUCAUGCUCAGAAAGAAAUUGACGGGUAUCAAGUGAAUUUGCACGAGGACAAAAAACUCCUGAGUAUAACGGAUUUUGCUGGACAAGUUGCCUACUACGCCUGCCAUCAGAUUUAUCUUUCAAGAAGAGCUUUCUACAUACUUGUAGUAGAUAUGUCAAAGGACUUAAAAGAUAAACCACACUUAAAAAACCGUCAUAAUCCUAUGGGGUCGUUGUUUGAAAACUGGACGUAUGAAGCAUACUUUGUAUUUUGGCUUCAAUCGAUAAGAACUUACUGUGAUGACGAAGAAUUGAAGAAAAAGUAUGGAGACCAAUGUGGAGCCAAUCCUGUUAUUCUUAUAGCCUCCCAUCAAGACCUUAUAAAGUCCAAGCAAGAAAGAACAUCUUUGUCUAGCUCACAAAACUUAUAUUUUUACGACGAGUUAGAACGCUGUUUGCCAAAAGAACAAACACUAAAAGACCACUUAUCCCCUAAACGUUACUUUGAAAUUGCAUGUCCCAAAGGUAAGCUCAGAAAAUGUCAAGAGAAAGUUAUAGAAGAAGUCAGAAGAUGCAUCGUGGAGACUGCUACAAACCUACCACAGUGGGGUGAGAAAAUACCCGUCAAAUGGUCAAUAUUCGAACAACAUACGUGUGUAUGGGCAAAUAAGAAAAAACGAAUAUUGAAAAGAAAGAAAUUGGGAGAGAUAAGCGAAUUCCAAUCCUUGGGUGACAGUGACAUCGACGAUAUGCUCCGAUUUUAUCAUGAGAUCGGUUACAUCAUUUACUUUUUAGAUGAGGGCCUUAAAGAUACUAUCAUUUUGGACGUACAGUGGUUUGUUGAUGCUUUUAAAAAUAUAAUAACAGAUCCUUCUCAUGCCCGUCCAUUCUGCGCAAAAUUCAAUGAAUGGGAAGUUUUCAUGAAAACUGGACGAAUAUCAGAUUCAACACUUUGCAAGGUAUGGAUAAAAAAUAAAAAUGAGUCGUAUGUUACUCAUAAGGACGAAAUCAUGCCAUAUAUGGAAAAACUUGGAAUUCUUGCAAAAGUUUGUGAACCAGAAUUGAAGAAAAUGAAAUCAAGUCAUGCCUCACCAUACAAUGAAGAAUCCAUUUACUAUAUCCCAAGUAUUAACAAAACCGACUUUACAGAAGAUCGUAAAGCUUUAAUCAGCGAAGGAAAAAAGACCCCGAUUUUGGUAUUUUAUUUCAAAACUUAUCUUCCACAUUUCUUUUUUUAUAGACUUGUCGUCAAGUGUUUUUCAAAGUGGCGGGCAUUGAGUGAUGAUCUUUUUUGCAAAAAUACUGCAUUUUAUAUGCCGGAAGGUGGUGAUCAUAAUAUUGCUAUUGCUGUAAAUAAAUCAUCCCUACAGCUGCAAGUAUUUUCACCGGGUGCAGACAUUCAUCUCUCUGAAAGCAAAACAAAAGAAAUCAGAAAACAUGUAGAGAACAUAAUUAAGGAACUUACACAAACGUUUCAUCAACAGGUAGUCUACGAAACUGGAUACGCAUGCAAGGAUAUAGAUCUUACUGAUGAGGACGAAGAUUAUUUUUUAAAUGAGGAAGAAGUUGCAAAACUAAAAUCGAACGAAAGACUUUGUUUAAAUUCCUACAAGGAGAAUCACGAAAAGCACAAUAUCCAUCGUGACAACUUGCUGCAAUACUGGUACAAGUCAAGUGAGGACAUGAUUUCUGAGGAACAACCAUUGAAAUAGCUGAAGACCAGAUAAUCUUGGAAAUAGAUGAUUCAGAUCGACCAUUUCAAGAGAAAUAUGUGCACUUUGGCUUAACAAAAAGCCUGGUUAUUUGAACCAUUUUGAUUUAAAAGAAAACGAUUAUAUAUUUCUUUUUAUUAAACUAUUUUAUAUCAUUGUUCAUUUACAUGUAUUAUUGCCAUUGUGAACUUAUUUACAUUUGACAUCGAUUUAUAUUUUACUAUGAAACGAAAGUCAAUUUCGAUCUCAGUAUUGUUUUUAAAAUACUCUGGAUUCUUAUAUGUUUUAAAAGUAAGUCAAACACUUAGUCAUAAUCUUAUACUCAAUGUACAUGUAAAAUGCUUAAUUAUACUUUCCCUUUUUACUUAUGCUUUCCUCCUUUUUGUGAAGGUCGGUUCAUUACCAACCUAAUUUCAUUUCACCUGAGCUGAAAGAUCAUGUUAUAUUUUCUUAUCAUAUCACACAGCAAUGUUUAGUCAUAUUACUAAUAUGGAAACAUCUUUUUCUUAAGGUAGAAUCAUGUUUGUUCAAAUCACAGCAACAAGAGUAGGAUGGUGCCAUAAAGCACUAUUUGAGUUUAACAUGGGGUGGAAAGUUAAAGAAUCUCUAAAAUCUUCUUCUCUAGAAAGGCUAAAAGCAAUGAUUAGUUGCAUUGAUUUAGAAGUUUCUUGAC